This is a messenger RNA of Schistosoma bovis, 303 nucleotides long. Lineage: Eukaryota; Metazoa; Platyhelminthes; Trematoda; Strigeidida; Schistosomatidae. The record is from the annotation of a GenBank genome assembly.
AUGCCAUAUUCGUGUUUAUUAGAGAUUCAACAAUUCUUUCUUGUCAUAUAUGAAAUUCUGAUAUUGGAUCAUGACCAACGCAAUUCUAUGGUUCACUCAAGUGAACAUUUUCCAGUCAGACAGUCAAACCAUGAUCAGUGGAUCACCACUCAUUCAGUUGUUUGUCUUUUAUUGAACUUAUCGCUUGUGGAGCUCAUCACUUUUGGAAAGGCAAUUGUUUCACAUACCUUCAGCUGCACUAACAAAUGUGGGAUACGCAAAAAUGGGCAGAUUUUGGCUGAGGAACCAUGGGCUCUCGUUUGA